UCCCCAGUCCCCCGCGGCCAGCGAUCGCCAUGUUCCAAAAGUGAAAAUGGCGGAUAAACUUCAGUGGUUGGUAAAUCUGCCUGAGCACCCUCUAUUCAAGGAAUUAUCGAGAAGCAGAGGCAAGAGAGCUGAGGCUAGUAUAUCCAGAAAUGUUGUCGUGGAGAGAGAUGGCGAGAUCUUUGUCUGGUCGCCAUCCAGGAGUCACGUGCUUACUGCAAACUUGAAGAAUUUAAAGUUUGAAAAUGAACGCGCCACGAAGUUUCAGACCCUUCUCUGCACUACAGCACCAGUGUUCAAUGUCAGCAGUCUUCAGUUCAGCAUCACUGGGAAAUACCUGGCUUUGAUUGGUGAAAGGGGGAUUACUGUCCUAGAAGUCCCUCAGAGAUGGGGGAGAUUUGCUGAGUAUGAAGGGGGAUCUGACACAGUAAACUGCAGAACUAUUCUAGUGGAUGAGCGAUUUUUCUCCACCCACCACAAAGCCAUGGUCCUUCAAGCAAGCUGGCAUCCUGAAAGUCCAGUAGAUGGACACCUUGUUGUACUUACAUCAGACAAUAGACUAAGAAUUUACAACAUCCUUAAACCAGAUACUCCAGAACAGAUCAUCAACCUAGCAGAUCCCCUGUCUACUGAAGAGAACUACAAUAGAAGCACAAUGAGUUCAGCUUCAGCAUUCGCAAUAGCAUUUGGUGAGACAUCCGUAGCUUUUGACUUUGCUCCACCAGUGACUAUCCCAGCCCAGAAGAGCCUUCUGGCAAGCAGGAGCGGCCAAGAUGAAACCAUCCAUCCUGUGUUUGUCCUGCGAGAGAAUGCUGAUGUCUAUUAUUUGACCUUCCAGCUUGGGAAAAAAGGAGGUCUAUUGGACAUGGCUGGCCCCCUGACAAUGCACCCUGCUGCCGAUGAUAAUUAUGGUCUUGAUGCUUGCGCCCUGGUCUGUCUACACUCCAUGCCACCUGUGGUUGCUAUGGCGACUGCAAAUGGUCGUGUGUAUAACUGUAUUGUACUGGAAUCUAACGACGAUGACUCAGCAGAUGAUGAGGAUCGGUGGAGUGACAAGGGUGCGACUACUACAACCUCCUCCGAGCUCACCCUUUAUGUGCAUGAGUGUAUCGAAUUACAGCGUUCUGUGGCAGGGAGGUCUGAUGAUGGGGUCUCUUCUGUCAGUGGUGAAAACGAUUCCACAGAAUGUGUGAACUCAUGCCCUGUGAAACUGUACAAAGAUCCAGGGUCAUUGUCUCAGUAUCACUGCUCCCAUCUCUCUGGUGUUCACACUGUUACACUGUCAUGGCUAAGCAAAUUACAAAAAUACGUCAACGAAGGCACUGCUGGAAACACUGUCUUUGACAUUGAGGAUGAGGCUGUUGUCAGUUACAUGGUUUGCACUACCCCUGCUGUUGACAGUGCCCCGUUGCCUGUGAAUGGUCUGUGCACCAUUAGUGACCCCCUCUUAGGCCACGCACUCAUAUGUAUCACUGCAGAUAUGGAGUGUGCUGCAAGAUCUGUAUCUAUCCCAAAUAUAAUACCAUCCAGAGCAGGUAACGAAGCGAGUGAAGAAGAUGAUGAUGAUAAUGAUGAAUUGGAUGGGAGGAAACUCUCCCCUAUGCGGCACCUCUACACCGGCUCAUUUUUUGCCCACAUUCAGCGUAUCUUGGAGAGACAAUCUUCUGCACCAUUACUCAGAGCGGACAAGUCCUCAGCGCCUUUAUCACAAAAAGACUUCUUAGAGAUUCUGACAGAAGCCCAACAAAACCUGAGAGAGGAAUACAUACAAAAACAGACUCGAGCUCGAGAAGAAAUAGUGAAACGUGUCUCCAUCCUUGAGGACCAGCGAGUCAAGCAACUGCAGGAUCUGGGGUCACUGCGUGAGAAAGGGAACCACAUGAGGGAAACCACCGAAGCUCUAGCUGAACGACUCUAUGAAGUAUCCACCAAGGAAGAGGAACUGCAGCAAAGGAUUGACCGUGUUUAUGACGUUGCGUGAUAUGAUUGACCGUGUUAGUGUCGUUGCGUGAUAUGAUUGACCGUGUUUAUGUCGUUGCGUGAUAGGAUUGACUGCGCUCGUGUCGUUGCGUGAUAGGAUUGACUGUGCUCGUGUCGUUGCGUGAUAGGAUUGACUGUGCUCGUGUCGUUGCGUGAUAGGAUUGACCGCGCUCGUGUCGUUGCGUGAUAGGAUUGACUGUGCUCGUGUCGUUGCGUGAUAGGAUUGACCGUGUCGUUGCGCGAUAGGAUUGACUGCGCUCGUGUCGUUGCGCGAUAGGAUUGACUGCGCUCGUGUCGUUGCGUGAUAGGAUUGACUGUGCUCGUGUCUUGCGUGAUAGGAUUGACUGUGCUCGUGUCGUUGCGUGAUAGGAUUGACCGCGCUCGUGUCGUUGCGUGAUAGGAUUGACUGUGCUCGUGUCGUUGCGUGAUAGGAUUGACCGUGUCGUUGCGCGAUAGGAUUGACUGUGCUCGUGUCGUUGCGUGAUAGGAUUGACUGUGCUCGUGUCGUUGCGUGAUAGGAUUGACCGUGUCCGUGAGCUUGUUCAGACGUACAUCCCGGUGCUGUCAGACGCC
Molecule: messenger RNA, 2550 nt
Organism: Nematostella vectensis (starlet sea anemone)
Lineage: Eukaryota; Metazoa; Cnidaria; Anthozoa; Actiniaria; Edwardsiidae
Product: nucleoporin 88
Exons: 14
Coding region: 47-1978 (643 amino acids)
Biological process (GO): protein import into nucleus; mRNA export from nucleus; ribosomal small subunit export from nucleus
Cellular component (GO): nuclear pore
Molecular function (GO): structural constituent of nuclear pore; protein binding
Source: RefSeq, a predicted model, not a curated record